This is a messenger RNA of Chenopodium quinoa (quinoa), 1383 nucleotides long. RefSeq lists its product as uncharacterized. The transcript has 4 exons. The coding region runs from base 1 to 1383 and encodes 460 amino acids. The record is from RefSeq and is a predicted model, not a curated record. Lineage: Eukaryota; Viridiplantae; Streptophyta; Magnoliopsida; Caryophyllales; Amaranthaceae.
AUGGAGGACGAUCAUAACCUUGAUUUUGUCGAGGACAUUGAGGAUGAUGACUAUGAUGACGAGUAUGAGGGUGAGGAUGAACCUUAUGAUGUGAAUAAGGAGGUUGACUUGGCAUGUGAGAUUGUUGGUGAGAACCCGACUCCUGAAACUCAUGGCCAAGGACAGGAUCAAAACAACAAUGGUGGUGGAGAGGGGGUAAAGGCACCGGCUCAGAGAAAGGGUAGAGGUCCGACGAGAAGUUUUAAGAAACCUAACGGUCGUGAUAAGAGUGUUAAGCUUCAGAAGAAAUUUGGGUCUGCUUGGUCUUGGUUUUGUAACUACUCAUCUUCACAUAGGGGUAGACUGUGGGUGGCUGGUUACAUGACAAGGUUACCUCUUUGGGAUGGUAUUUCUAGUCUUGGAGUUGUUUCUGGGCCUUGGCUUGUUAUUGGUGACUUUAAUUCUGUUCCCAAUUCUUAUGAUAGAAUUAAUGGUAAUGUUGUCACUAAUUAUGAGGUUAACCAUUUUAGAAGUUUUGUUGACAAUCUUGAUCUUUGUGAGCUCAUAAGUAAAGGUUCUUUUUACUCUUGGUCUAAUAAGGGUCAUGGUGAUACUAGAAUUGCUACAAGGAUUGACAGGGGGCUUGUGAAUCAAGCUUGGUUGAAUUCUCAUGUUGAAUCUAUCUAUCUUCCCCCUCUCCUCUCUAAUCACAACCCUCUUUUAGUUGAAAAUUUGAAAUCUGACAAAAAGAACCUGAAAGAUCUGAACACUAAGUAUUUUGCUAAUGUUGACGAGAAAGUUGAUGUGGCUCUUGCCUCUUUGAAAGCCAUUCAAGACCAGCUUGCUGUGGAUUAUUCUAAUUCUGACCUUCAUGUUAAAGAGGCUGAAGCUGUAAAUAUGGUGAAGCAUUGGAUGUAUAUCCAGGAGUCCAUUUAUAAGCAGAAAUCUAGGGUUGAUUGGAUUAAGCUGGCGGACUGCAGUUCUCACUACUUCUUUUCUGUUAUGAAGCACAAGCAAGGUAGAAAUAGAAUUGAUUCUUUCUUCACUGAAGAUGAUGUCCUUUUGAAAGAUCAUGUGCUUAUUGAAAAUGAGAUUGUGGGGUUUAAUAAAGGGCUCCUUGGUUCUAGUGCUAGUUCUCUCCCUGCUGUUGACUUGGCCACUAUUAGGAGAGGUUCUCAACUCAGCUCUAGCUCCAUUGAUAUUUUGACUGCUGUGGUUACUACUUCUGAGAUUGAUAAUGCUCUAACUCAGAUUGGAGAUGAUAAGGCGCCUGGGAUUGAUGGUUUCAAUGUUGUUUUCUUCAAAAAGGCUUGGCCUACGAUCAAAACUGAUAUCUAUGCUGCUAUCUUCUGUUUCUUUGAGACUGGUGUCAUUGAUAAGAAUUGUAGGAUAUGGGCUAAAUAG